AGAGAAUCCGAAACACGCAAUAUUUUAGUUAUUUUAUCUCAAAACUUGAUAUAUUUGAGUCUAUAAAAGAAGUGCGCACAUUUAAAUAAUCAUAGUGAGAAAUAUCCGCAAACAUGAAAUUGAUUUUGAUACUCUCAGCGCUUCUUGUUGUGGCUGUGGCCGCUCCAAAGGGACUUUCCCAGGAUGGGUUUUGUCUUUUUAAAGGCAAACUCAAGGCCGUCCACGAGAAAUGCCAGGCCGACCCCAAGACUGCUGCCGACAACGACUUGGUGAACAAAGUGUACGACGGGGUCUUCACAGACGACGAAAAACUCAAAGCGUCUACGAAGGCUUGGAGUUUAUCACUGCUGACAACGUGAUCAACGAAGAGAAAAUGAAGGCCAAAUGGGCCUCAAUGCACAGCGAAGCUGAAAUCCAAAAAGAGUUUCAAAAAUGUUUGGUGAAGAAGGAAACAGCUGUAGAGACCAGCUGGGCCAUGAUACAAUGCGAAUUGACUGUUCGGGUGCAAAUAUUUAUCAAUAAUUUUUAUUAAAUAAAUAACCUAUUUGUAAAGAUUUUGUUUUCUUGUUACCUACGAGGGAGAUUUGAUAAGUCGGUGACUUUUUGAAUAAAGACAUUUUUUCG
Messenger RNA from Brassicogethes aeneus, 624 nucleotides. Lineage: Eukaryota; Metazoa; Arthropoda; Insecta; Coleoptera; Nitidulidae. The record is from the annotation of a GenBank genome assembly.